Molecule: messenger RNA, 2926 nt
Organism: Cryptococcus deneoformans JEC21
Lineage: Eukaryota; Fungi; Basidiomycota; Tremellomycetes; Tremellales; Cryptococcaceae
Exons: 6
Coding region: 29-463 (144 amino acids)
Biological process (GO): mitochondrial electron transport, NADH to ubiquinone
Source: RefSeq, a predicted model, not a curated record
CCUCAUCUCGUCUCGUCAACUAUACACAAUGUCUCUUUUCAUAUCAGCACGUGUCCUUCGACUCUCCAGACCCGUCUCCCUUGCCAGGAGUUAUGCCACCCCUCCCACUCCUUCCACAGCCCCCCUUCCCAAGGAGCAACCGGACGCCUCUUCUCCCCGCUACCUUCAACAGUCUCCAAACGUCCCUACAACCUGGUCCACAAACCAGAAUCCCAAGCCUCAUGCGUACGACAAUGCGCGAUUUGAACAAACUGCUUGGGAAUAUCAACCCAACAGGCCAAGCGCGAUGGGAAUGGUUGCAGAGGACCCUGUGAGGCUCGUUCAAGGAAGGAAGGCUGCUUGUGAUGGUGGUGGUGGUGCUCUUGGUCAUCCCAAAAUUUUUAUCAAUCUUGAUAAGCCCGGGCCCAAGGUUUGCGGCUACUGCGGUAUUCGCUUCGAGCAAGCACAUGACGCGCACCACUAGACUGUAUCAUAUGGGGAUGUUUUGGGACGGAUGCAUGGGCUAUAGCAUAUACAGGGGCUGCCAAAAGUUAUUGACAGCAGUGAUUACUAUGCCUUUCGACAAAAACCCCCAGUUAAUGGCUUAUCAUUCUUUAUGACAAAUCGACAAUCGACAGAACCACUACUUGGCUUUUUUGAGCCAGGGUCGCCAUUUCCGGGUCCUUGGACAUCCUCAAGUUUCGAACAUGUGCCUUGUUGAAUUCGUAUUGGGGUCAAUAACGAUAGUGACUGAGAGGUUGCGGUUGCGGAAAACCGUUGGUUGGAUCCUUGUGGCGAAGUUACACCGUGCCCUCGCUGUGAUUGAGCUUUGCUUCGGAGCAAUUAAGGAGUUCCUAGUUCAGCGGGCACCUUAGUACCAUCUCCUUGCAAGCAGAAAACCAAUAUGGCGCUUCUCGCAGCUUGCAACUAAUUAUGCUCUGAAUCUUUUUGGGACGGAAACCUCGGCGUUAUCGGCGUGUACUUCCAUAUCUACAAAUAACGCAUAUUCACAAGCCAUAUCGUCGACACCGGUAUUCUUGAAACUAGAUAGACUCGGAGCAUCACUGGAUGGUCCGCAUUUUGUGCUUACUACGUGAUCAAGCCGUAGGCCUCCCUAUAAUUAUUAAGCGAAGAUCUUCCAUUUUGCUGUCUUCGUGUAGGUCAGAGCUAGGAAAGACAAUUGAAGCAAAGGAAUGUUGGGAGAUAGGACUUAUCAUUAUUUCAGAGACAGGCUCCCGCACAGGAUUUUCUUUUCUUUCGGAGCCAAACCGUUUUUAUUCAGAGUAGUGUCAUGAUGGGGCUAAUUAUAAUGAAAGAUACGAUAAAUUACACCCAUGACCACAUCUGCGUAUCUCCAAUUUGGACCUCUUCGUCGUCAUACCAUCGAACCCCCAACACAUGGUUCUUCAGCCCCUGUCUAAUAUCGACUUUCGCCUCCCUACCUUCCUCUGCAACCCAAGCCUUCACAAGGUCACUCUGCGGAUCUAACCCCCAUAUUUCUCCUUCUGUCCAUGGGGCACCGGCAUCUUUGACAGCUUUAUCCAGCAUUCUUAACAUAGUAGAUAGAAGAACUGGUGUCACAUUGUGCACAAAGGUGAUGGCAAGCUUGUUGGUUACCCAAGGAUUAAACAAGGAGAUCAUAACGAUGACUUCUUCACGCUUUUUGCCUUUUUUCUGCCUGAGCCUGAACCCAAAGGGGAUUGGUUUCGUACGCCACGCUGGCUGACGGCUGAAUGAACCCCAAACAGGGACCAUGGUAAGCGUCCCUGGAGAAGCAGGAUCCUGGAUGAACGCAGCGUGAUUGCUCGUAUCAGUGUUCUCAAGCUUCUGACGAUGUGAUGCGGAAAGUAUGUCGUAGACUGAAGACUCGAGAUCUUCUUGCCAGAUUGGCUCCCAUUCCUUCUCCAACUUUCCGAGGCUUGUCUCAGCCACUGGUAGCAACUUCCACACCAGUCGAUUAUUCCAUUCCUUUUUCGAUUGAAAUCCUUUCCCAUCGAGGCCCAUCGUACAGUGACCGUAGAAUUCUACCGGUACGUCUGACCAGAGUAUGGCGCCAUUGGCUCGAGGGAUAUAAGGAAUCAGUUCGGAAGGAAUGGCUGGGGGCGGGUCACCCCAUGCCGCACAAGGAAAUAGAGGGAGGACAUCGGAGGAUGAGGAGGGGAAAACGGGUGAAGUGAGAAUGUAAUGUAGAAGACGAAGAAGGUGGGUUGCGUAUCCUUGACCUGGCAUAGCAAGUGAGCUCGGUGUCUUGGGAUGCGUAAAUGUAGGUUACUCACCUCGGUAUUUCAUGGGCGUUACCACCGCAGUGAUAUCAUAAUACCAACCAGCUUUCACAUCUUCCUGACCUUUGCCCUUGACAAAGCAUUUGGAUCGGUGACUGUAACCAACAAUUGAAGUACAUUAGGUAGUGUUCGUUGGUUGUAGCAAAGCCCUAAACUUACGUCUCUAAAGAAGAAUAGAUUUCCCCAUCAUAGUCGUCUCGUCGAACGAUCACCCUAUUUGCCAUGAACGGGUCAGCCAUCUAUCCCCAAUACCCCAUACUUAUCGAUCCACUGCAGAAAAAGCUUACCAGCAUAUGUCUCCAUAAUUCUGGGCCCAUCCGGCUUCAGCUUUCUCUCUCUCCCCAAUGUGGCAGAAUUCCUAUAUUAAGUUUCAUCAGGCGUGAAUUACAGAAGCUGGCAUCCUAAUAUACGGAAGUACUUACCUCAAAAGUCAUUCCUUGUCUCCAAGAAACGACUUCAUAGCAUGCCUCGGCGUGCUUUAUAGCUUGGUCAUCAUUGGCUACGCGAAUUGUAUAAUCUUUUGGGUCCAUUCUAGGCUUAGACAGCUUUGGUGUUUUGAUAGAUGUCAUAAUUUGUUGUCCUUCGAUUACGGUUAAGUUGAUGUUUGUGGGCUCUGAUGAUGGAUAUGGUAUUUGGUUCCCCUAGGGGAUGGGAAGCAUUCUCAU